GUUGCAGUUCGAACGCGCUGCGGAAAAGUCAUUACAAUAGCUGAAGCGUAGCUCCAUCAAAUCGUGAACAACAAACAGCGUGUUCAUCUAGGAAAAAAGUUCGUUUCUUUCCUCUUUUUUUUGUGUUAUUUAUGUAAUAUGUACCGUACGUAACCACACAUAUAUUCCAUUUUGAUGUACAAUAUUGUAAAUUCGUAAUACGUACUGUUAAAAUAAGAAACAUCUCGUUUAAAGGAAAAUCAAAAAACGAUAAAUUAGAAAAGAAAAUUUUUAAUUUUUUUUUCUUCUCUCUCUCAGUGUGUAUAGAGAUGUGUGUUGUGUUGUGUUGAAAUCACUUUAUUGUUGGACAUGGCAAAUUCGCUACAUUUGAUGUAAAAUAAAUACACAUCGUGGAUAGUUGAUUGUGAACCGGGACGUGUAAUGUGCUAUUUUCAUGAAUGAAAUACUCGGUGCAAUUUUGAAUGCAUUUUUCGGGGUUUUUUUUGCUCAAAAAGGAAAAGUUUUUGAAAAUCUCUUUUUUUUCCUUUGUCUAAUUGAAUCACACGUCGUGAUUUUUGCACACUAAAUUGUGAAAUUAUUAUUUUUUGUGUGUGUGAUACUACAGAAUGUUGAAAAACUCGUAAAGAAAUUGGAUUAUAACAACAAUAACAACAACAGCCCUGUUUAAAUGAAGUUUUCCAGUAUAACGUCACUGUGGUGAACAUAUAGAGAUUAGCAGCCAUUUCAGAGAUGUCUUCAAAGCGGAAAUCACCUCCAACAAAAUUAGAAGGUGGUGGUACAACUAAUGCACAGAAUAACGUCCAACAAUCUCCCGUUCACAUUGAUUCGUCGCCAAUUUUAUCCAAUAAUAAUAAAAGUGAUACCGUACCAUCAACAACAGCAGCAGCAGCAGCAGUUACAAACAUAACUACCAAAUCAUGUUCAUUAGAACGGGGCACACAAUCACCAGCAAAUAGUACGGAUAUUGGCGGUUCCGAACCGGAUGUUGAUAGCUAUCGCAGUUCUCCGUCACCCAUCAGUGAUAUUGACAGAACGGACGAUAGAGUUGAUGUUGAUGUGAAAGUGGAAGAUAGAGCUAAUGACGAAGACGAAGACGAUGAGGCUGAUGUUGGGUUGACGGGUGAUAAUAGUGAUUAUGACGAACCGUGUAAGAAGCAAAGACUAGAAUUUGAUGCAUCGUGGCCAAUAUCUCCAUACGUUUUACCUCCCUAUCCUGUUCUGACGCCACCAUCGCGACGCACUUCAAGCGAAUGCUCAUCGCCGCCAAUCAAAUUGAACAAUUUGAACAACAACAGUUCGACAGCGAAUUUCAACAAGGGCAGUCACAUCUCGGCAAACAAUAGUAAUAACAACACACUAAACCAUAGUUACUUAAACAGUUUAAUGAACAAUUGCGGCAAUGCAUCGCCAACUUCGCACGUGGUCGCGGCCGUAACAACGAAUCACAACAACAAUAAUGCGAUCAGUGAUAAUACAAACAUUAGUAAUUGCAUAACGAGCAAUAGUAAUAAUAGUAAUAAUUCGGCUACUAGUACAAACAAUAAUUAUUUACAUAAUAGCAAUCAUAGUAAUUACUUGAUGUUACCUAAUCAUCAUCAAGAUCUUCACAAUCAUUCUCCGGUGCACCAUCACCAUCAUCAACAACAGCAGCAGCAGCAGCAGCAGCAGCAACAGCAACAACAACAUCAAUCGAUCAAGCAUCAUACCAACAAUAGUAGCAAUGGUAAAACCAGUAGUGUGAGCAAUAAUUUUAAUAAAAAUCUGUUACAAUCAACGUUACAUCAAAAUAGCAGUGGUGUGUUAAAUGUGAACAACAGUGUUGGUUCAGGCAGUGCUAAAAGGACUAUGGACGAUGUAUUAAAACGUUUAACGAAUAAAAUGAAAGGUAGUUCGAUAAGAGAAGGCAGACGGCAACAGCAUCAACAGCAGACAUCACCGUCACCAACAUCGGCAAACAGUACUACUCCAGUCGAACAAAUGGUUAAUUACACUGGAAGCGUACAGGAAAAAGAACGAAAGCUCAACGAAAUGAUACUCCAGUUGCAAAUGUUUCGAGAGCAUUUGUUAAAUCAGAAUAUUGGCAAACAACCCCAUGAUCCCGAAUGGAUUCAGCAAGAGCACCUGCAACGAAUACAACACGAACGACACAUACAAGAACUCCAAAAUCAAAUCAAUGCUCAAUUUCCAGCAAAUGCGAAAAAUGCUCUGCUACCCUUCCUACCCUACCUCCAAGUACAGAAUCCGUAUGGCGUGUCGCCCGUUUGGGACAAUGCCACGGCUCAUCUGGCCCAGAUGACUGCAGCCAUACAAAAUGACAAAGAACAACAUCAACCCACCGUUUCAGCCACAUCAUCACCAUCCCAAUCAUCCGAUCCGGAUGCUCCACUCAAUCUAACCAAACCAAAACUGUCGCCGAUUAGUUCACCGCAUCAGCAUCCGCAUAAUCAUCAAUACCAGCAAUCGCCGACAAUGGCAACCAGUAGUGUUACGAGUACGGCCAAUCAACCGCCACCUCCAUCUAUAUCGGUGAGCAGUGCGAAUUCCGGACAUGGUCAUCGAAAUGCUAGUAGUCCUUCAACGGUAGCCGCAUCGUUACGAUUCAUGCCGUAUUCGAAUAUGACCGCAGCGGCAAUAGGUCACAAAUCUCAUCCAUUUGGCAUGGACGAACCGGAUAUGAUGCCAAACGCUCUGCAUUGGGUGAAUGCACACAAUACACACAGUACGCACAAUAACACCGGCAAGGUACCACAAAUGGAUGAAGACAAGGUUCGACUAGUUCGGCAAGCCCGAUCGAAUCGAAGUGAUCCAAGUGGUGGCAAUGCUCCAGAUUGUCGUAGUUUGGGCGAACGAGGUGGAGGAGCAUCAUCUGGUAUGUCUGAGUCGGGGAAACCCCAUAUCAAACGACCAAUGAAUGCUUUCAUGGUCUGGGCUAAGGACGAACGAAGAAAAAUUUUGAAGGCUUGCCCAGACAUGCACAACUCGAAUAUUUCAAAAAUUUUGGGCGCCCGCUGGAAGGCAAUGUCUAAUUCGGAGAAACAACCGUACUACGAAGAACAGUCCAGACUGUCGAAGCUGCACAUGGAACAGCAUCCAGACUAUCGUUAUCGACCGAGACCAAAGCGAACGUGCAUCGUCGACGGCAAGAAGAUGCGCAUUUCCGAGUAUAAAAUGUUGAUGCGAAACCGUCGAGCCGAGAUGCGACAACUGUGGUGCCGCGAUGGAGGGGAAAAUGUUGCCUAUUUGAAUGAUAUGUCUUCUCCGUCAACGUCGGCAUUGGGUAUGCGUCCCGGAACGCCAUCGAAUGGAGGACCAAUGAGUGGCUAUUAUCCACCGGACAGUUUAUCACCUUCCGGAUUUUCGUCGGAAGGAAAUGCGGCCAGUUUCGAUUCGCGAGACGAUGACUGAGAUGAACUUCCCAGAUGGCCUCCACCAUCAUUUAUGUCGGCUAAUAUGACCUUUUGGUAGAACCGAUACCGAAAGUUGAUUUUUGUGUUACGUGAACGGUGUGUCUAACACGCAUAAUUGAACAAAGUCGUACCGAGACAAUGAAUUUAAUAAAAUGGAUUGCAUUUCGAACAAGUUGCAACGGAUGUGCAGAUAGCUAUUUGUGUUGGCUGUAAUGAUAUUGUAUGUACGCGAUUGAUAGCACACACGAGGCUUGUGAUAAUAUUUAUUCAUUUUUUUUGUUUGUUUGUUUAUGUUAUUUCUGUUGUGUAAAUUAAGUCAAGUCGAAAUGAAUUUCGUUUCUCGUUAAAAGUUGGAAACAAUGCAAACGCAUCGUAACCUCUCCAUAAACUGUAUGCCAUUUCAAUGCCAAUAUGUGUAAACGAUGAUCGACUUUUCGGAAGAGAAAAAAAUAUUUAUUUUUCGCGUAAUCGUACAAAUAUCUUGCCAUGACCCCGAGGCAGAUUGCCAUAGAACAUACUGUAACCCAUAUACCAUAUUAUUUACCAACAAAAUACAAGGAAAAGAGAAGAAGAAACUUUCGGUGCCAUAGAACCAAUUUGUUGAUUGUGCAGACCAAUUCUUAAGGUAACUUUGAUUCUUAGAGAAUUUUUAAAUUAUUUCGAUUUCGUUGCGACGAUGAUGCUAUUAAAAAUUACGACUUUUUUUUACAUCAGUCGAACUCUGCGUCGAACAACAUUUACUUUUGCGAGAGAUAAAUUUUUUGUUUUGUUUUAAUUCACACGCGCCACCCAUACAAUAACUCGUUUGCGUAUGCUAAAAUCGACAUCCGAAUUUAUGAAAUUAACAUAAAAACGAAGACGUGUGCUGAAUUUAAUGGGUUCCGAAGUGAAACCAAAAGAGCAAAAAAAUCCGUUUUUUAUUCGAAAAUAAUUUACUUCGGAAUGAUGUGUCAGUGCCCGACCCGAGAUGUAUAAAAACUAGUGGAGCAAACGGUUUAAUUCUCACACACUCUGCGGCGAUAAUUUCUGAUGAGAAAUGAAGUUUGAUAAAGGAAAGAUACACGAGACUCUUGGGUCUUUAUUUGAAAUCGAAGAAUGGAAUUCUGAUUUGGUCGAAAUUGCCAUCUUUUUUGUGUAUGUACCCGUCAGACCUAUACGACUAACUUCAUUAAUUCAACAGAUCUCCAAUAUUCCAAAGAGUUUGUACAAUAAUUUUACGAUUGUAAACUUUUCGGAAACGUAACAUCCCGUCAAACAUUCGUUAAAUCUGUUACUUCUUUUGUUGAUAAAUUAUCAAACACUGUUUGAAGUCAAAAUCUGUUACUUCAUUAGUUGUGACAUAAAUUUUUCAAUAUAAGACAUCACUAUCCUGACCUCAUCGGUCAUUUUUCUCGUCGUUGUCGGUAGCAGAUGUCAAUUGAAAUAAAAAUCUUAACUUCAGGUAGGUUGUUCAAUCUGUUUUAGUCAGGUGAAGCACAUACCAGGAACCACCGCACAGAGACAAGUCUAUUGUACUGGAUUUCGUUCACACGAAGCAUUUUCUUCAUCUUGAGUUCCAAAUACCAGAGAAGCUGAAAUAUCUCGACCUCGUUUCUGGUGCUGUUCCAAGAUUAUGCAAAAAAGCUUUUUUAUCGAAUUCUAUCCCAGAACUUGCCAGGACUUAUAUUUGGGCGGACCAAAAAUGUCGAAUUCUAUCACCAGAUAGAAAGCCAAAACGAAAAUAGUUUUUCCAUCUUUUUCUUCCCACCUUUUCGUCCAGUUUUGCCAACUUUUCUUAUGAAAUAGUAUACUCAGGCGAAGAAGGUGUAAUGUUUGUAGCGUAGCACAUAGCUCAAAAUACACCUUUUCGCAACAAGUGACGGAAAGGUUGGACAUUCCAUUGCCUUUAUUGCGAAAAACGUUGUAUACAACUCGAUGAU
This is a messenger RNA of Bradysia coprophila, 5326 nucleotides long. RefSeq lists its product as uncharacterized. Gene Ontology annotation, biological process: regulation of transcription by RNA polymerase II; cell fate commitment. The record is from RefSeq and is a predicted model, not a curated record. Gene Ontology annotation, cellular component: nucleus. Gene Ontology annotation, molecular function: RNA polymerase II cis-regulatory region sequence-specific DNA binding; DNA-binding transcription factor activity, RNA polymerase II-specific. Lineage: Eukaryota; Metazoa; Arthropoda; Insecta; Diptera; Sciaridae.